CCUAAAGUGGGGCUGGGAAAGGGAAGCUCACUUUUCCCAGCACUGCUCAGAAAAAGUGGUUUUGACACCUCUGUUACUUGGCAAUGACAGGAACAAGCACCAAGCCAACAGACGAUCCGAGGCUGAUGCUAGUCUGAGCAAGAAGGAGCAUCACCAUCUGGAAGAGCCUGGGACAGUGACAACAUGCAGGAUUACACUUUUUACCAAAGACAGAAGCAGUAGCAGCCUGGCCAGGACCGGGCUUACACCCUGAGCUGGGCUGACUCCCAGCAUCUAAUUUUGUCUAAUCCCUCAACGCUACCAAAACAUCGAAUUUUCUUCUCAUGACGUGACUGUAAAGAAUCUGAAAUAAAUGUUGCGUUUUCAUAUUUUUCUUGUUACUGCAAAAAUGACAAGAACAAAGCAAAGUCGUUCUGUUUUCUUGGGGAAGGAUUUCCUCCGUCUCUGCGGGUUUUGCCGUCCCAGUUCCCCCGGGGCGCCGGAAAGCCCGGGGGUGCUCGGAGCGCCGUACCCACACGCCUCUCGCCAGCUCUCCCAGUGCGGGCGGAGGCGCCAGAUUUAAGAAUAAAAAGGAGCCGUAAGCGGGAGAGCAGCGAGCGCAGGGCGGAGGCGAGACCGGAGGGCACCGGAGCCGGCCGGGGUGCGAGCUGCCCGGGGCUUCCCAGCCGCAUUCUCCCCGGAGCUGGUGUCAGCAUGGCCCUCGAGAGGCUCGGGGAAGCGCUGCGCGGCAUCCCCCCCUUGCAAAGCUCCCUCCUACUCCUCCUCUGCCUGCUCGCCGCCAUCCACCUGGGCAAGCUCCUCCUGCAGCAUCAGCAGCGCCGGCGGCAGGGCCUGCGCCGGGAGCCGCCGGGCCCUUUCCCCUGGCCCCUGAUCGGCAACGCGGCGCAGCUGGGCAGCGCCCCGCACCUCUCCUUCGCCCGGCUUGCCAGCACCUACGGCGCCGUGUUCCAGCUGCGCCUGGGGCGCUGGCCCGUGGUGGUGCUGAACGGGGAGCGCGCCAUCCGCCAGGCCCUCGUCCGGCAGGGGGCCGCCUUCGCGGGCCGCCCGCCCUUCCCGUCCUUCCAGCUGGUGUCGGGCGGGCUCAGCCUGGCCUUCGGCGGAUACUCGGAGCUCUGGAAGCUGCACCGGCGGGCGGCGCACGCCACGGUGCGCGCCUUCUCCACGGGCAGCCCCGCCACCCGCCGCCUGCUCGAGCGGCACCUGGUGGGCGAGGCGCGGGCGCUGGUGGCGCUGCUGGUGCGCGGCAGCGCCGGCGGCGCCUUCCUGGACCCCUCGCGCGUCCUGGUGGUGGCCGUGGCCAACGUGAUGAGCGCCCUGUGCUUCGGCCGCCGCUACAGCCACGGCGACGGCGAGUUCCUGCGCAUCGUGGGGCGCAACGAGCAGUUCGGGCGGGCGGUGGGCGCCGGCAGCCUGGUGGAUGCGCUGCCCUGGCUCCAGCGCUUCCCCAGCCCCGUCCGCGCCGCCUACCGCGCCUUCCGCGACCUCAACCGCGACUUCUACGGCUUCGUCCGCGGCAAGUUCCUGCAGCACCAGCGCAGCCUGCGCCCCGGGGCCGCCCCCCGCGACAUGAUGGACGCCUUCAUCCGCCUGCAGCGGGAGCAGCCGUGGCUGCAGCUCGAGCACGUGCCCGCCACCGUCACCGACAUCUUCGGCGCCAGCCAGGACACCCUCUCCACCGCCCUGCAGUGGCUCCUCAUCUUCCUCAUCAGGUAUCCGAAAGUGCAGGCUAAAAUGCAAGAAGAAGUGGAUAGGAUUGUUGGAAGAGACCGUCUGCCGUGUGUUGAAGAUCAGCCCCACCUGCCCUACAUCAUGGCUUUCCUGUACGAAUCCAUGCGUUUCAGCAGCUUUGUGCCUGUGACGAUCCCACACGCCACCACAACCAACACCUUCAUCAUGGGCUACCUCAUUCCCAAGGACACCGUCAUCUUUGUCAAUCAGUGGUCAGUGAAUCAUGACCCAGCAAAAUGGUCCAACCCAGAGGAUUUUGAUCCAACAAGAUUCCUGGAUGAGAAUGGGUUCAUCAAUAAAGAUCUUACUAGCAGCGUGAUGAUUUUCUCCUUGGGAAAGCGUCGGUGUAUUGGAGAGGAGUUGUCCAAGGUGCAGCUCUUUCUCUUUACCUCCAUACUGGUGCAUCAGUGCAAUUUUACUGCUAAUCCAAACGAGGACCCUAAAAUGGACUUUACCUAUGGGCUGACCAUUAAACCUAAGCCAUUCACCUUGAAUGUUACGCUUAGAGAUACGAUGGAUUUGCUGGAUCAGGCGGUCCAAAGACUGCAAGCAGAGAAAGCAGCCAGUGAAAGUCAGCUGUCAGCAAAUGCCUAAGCAAUAAACCUUGCAUCUACAGAUAAUCCCCCUCUCUCUUUUUAGACUUAUAUAACUCAUAUCUUGUUCUGGUGAUAUUUUUGGUACAUAGCCAAUACUACACGUUAUAAAAGCAGGAAGAAAAGUUGCACAAGGUAUAAUUCAAGUAAUCUUUUUAAUUCUAGAAGGAGAGCCAGGGGAACAAUAUAUUAAAUGAUAAAACAUAUGCAAUUUGAAAGUAAGCCUUUUCUUUUCUAGCUUGUUCACAGAAGUUGUCAAUGUAAAGUGCUUUUUAUCUACUGACUGGUUGGAGCAUCUCCAGGAACUGUCUCUAUAAUCUUUUCCAUGUCUCCAUGUGCUAUGCCUUAACUCUUAAGUUUGCCUUCAGUGACUGCACAUUCAGAAAUGAAAUCUCUUAUUAAAAAACAUACAAAAGCAGUUGCUCAGAACAUUGCAGCCUGUUUCUGAAUUGACUCUGCUGGAAACUGCCAUAGGCUCAUGGCAACUCUGCUGUUCUGGCUGCUGGGAUGUAUGUUAAUGCCUCAAUAAUAUAUGUUCACAUGAUUUUUGGUAAAAUGGCAAUGCAAAGUCUUGCCUUCAGCAUUCCAAAAUGUUUACAUAAAUGCCUAAAACAAUAAAAGUCUUGCUUGUAAGCAUGUUUGAAACUAAAAUUCAUGUCUUAUAUGAAAAUUAGCAGAAUGUCCUAAUAUAGUAACUUUCCACAAAGUUUUGAAAGAUCAGAAUUUCUGUCACUAGGUGGCAAGGGUGAUACAAAUCAUAUGCUAAUCUCUUCAUCAGCAUGUUUAGGAACAAAGUAAGUAUUUGAAUUAGAUUUCUAAAGGUACAGCUGAACUUUUUGUUUCUUUAGGAAGGAGUUAAUAUGGUUGUCCCUAAGCACAUAGGUAAGUCUAGUAAAAUCCACAUUGGCUAAGGUAGGUAGAAGUGAGAUUGUGGGGGUUUCUAUUAAAAUGUUAAUGCCACAAGCCUCAAGUAAAGCAUACAGCAAAUAAUACCUCUACUCACCAGUCAUUCUGUUGAGUUAAAUAAUAUAUCUGAAAAUCAACUAUUUACUUUUAGUACAAUUUGUUUGGAACAAAGUCUCAGAAGGAAAAUUAACAUUACAUGUCCUAAUUAAAGUACCCAUUAACUGAACAAAAAUUACUUUUACAAUAUUUGUGAGGCAAAGUUCAUAAUUUUUUUUAAAUACCUCAUUUUAAAGUAAAACACACAUGAAACUUUAUAACGUUGAACCUCCAGCUAAAGUUUGUUUCACAAAGCUGCAUAUUUCUCUAGAAAGCAAACAGCCCUACACAAGUGCCUGAUUUGAAAAGUGUUGGGCACUUCUUUGGAGCUGCAGAUCACCUUCAAUUACACAUGAAAUCCAUCAGACAUGAGAGCACCUCACGUGACUUGCUGUGCUCAACAGAGUACCAGAUAAGGUAUUAGUAGAGCUAGAAAAACAAGGUUACAGUGCUGCACAGUGAAGUAGCUCUGCUGAGACCUAAGCAAGUGAGGAUUUGCACUGUGACUUCUGAUAGAUGGCCAGUCUUAGUCACGCUGGCAGCAGGGACAGAGCUCCUAGUGGCACUGGGAAGAGCUGGCUUAACAAUGCAACCCUGAUCUUAAGUACAAGCUUUGCUGCUGAUUUCAAAAACCUGAAUCAAGCCUACAAGCACUGCUCUAUAACCACACACAGUAAUAAUGAACCUGCUUAAAGUCUCUGCCUUCAUAUGGCAUCUAUCAUCAGUUUUAGAGCUAAAAACAGCUUUCUGCUGCAUACACAUGAAGUAACCUCAGGUGUUUUUCUGAAUUAUGUACAAGUUUGUGAUAUCCCAGAACUUAGCCUACAUCUGUGAAAAGCUUUAUAAGAUACUCAGCAUUUUCAUAUGGAGAUCUACAUUAGAUCAAAUGCUAGCAAGACAAUUUUUCUUGUACCUUUGUAAGUGCUGUUAUUAAAACAAAUAAAGUAUGUAACCUACAGCUGAAUAGUUAUUUUAAAGCAAGGAUCAUCAAUUCAUAUUUUAAUAAAAAAUGUCUUUUGCAAUUUUUUACCCUUCCAAAAGCUUUAACUCUGCAUUGGCUACUAGUGCAAAAUCCAUCCACACUGCUCAUGUCAGUCAGGGGGUUACACACCAUAUAGCUGUUGGUCACAUAAAGCCACAUGUAUUCUGUGAAGUUAUUCAAAUUUAGUAGCACCUAUUUAGAAUGUAUGCAGUCAUUUAGCAAGCUAAAUUCUAUGGUAAUUUUGAGAUGUAUCAUUGUGUUAGCAAAAUAUUAAAUAAAAUUAUUCUUACAGUA
Messenger RNA from Passer montanus (Eurasian tree sparrow), 4599 nucleotides. Its product is annotated as cytochrome P450 1B1. The coding region runs from base 694 to 2322 and encodes 542 amino acids. Gene Ontology annotation, biological process: hormone biosynthetic process; progesterone metabolic process. Lineage: Eukaryota; Metazoa; Chordata; Aves; Passeriformes; Passeridae. Gene Ontology annotation, molecular function: steroid 17-alpha-monooxygenase activity; heme binding; iron ion binding. The transcript is spliced from 3 exons. The record is from RefSeq and is a predicted model, not a curated record.